Mauremys mutica (yellowpond turtle) is the source of this 4626-nucleotide messenger RNA. RefSeq names its product myelin protein zero like 3 (gene MPZL3). NCBI's taxonomy places the organism in Eukaryota, Metazoa, Chordata, Testudines, Geoemydidae. Gene Ontology annotation, cellular component: membrane. The record is from RefSeq and is a predicted model, not a curated record. Bases 87 to 803 code for a protein of 238 amino acids. The transcript is spliced from 6 exons.
GAUCCAUCAGCAGUAGGUGGGGGCGAGUGAGGGCCUUGCAUCAGGUGCAGCCUUAGCAUUUGAAAUGGUGCAUAAGUGCCGUUGAAAUGUCCAGGCUUUGUCUAGGGAGCAGAGCUUCCCCUGAUGCCUGUGUUUGGGCCCUGGCUCUACACACACCAUCAUUUAGAGGUGUCUGCAAUGCUCUUUCAUUGGAAAUUAACGUGGAUCCUGAAGUACAAGCUUUUGUUGAUGAGCAGGUGACCCUGAAAUGCUCAUUCAGAUCCUUGUCUCCCAUAACUCAGAAGCUGACUGUAGACUGGACUUACCAGCCCCUCACAGGUGGUCAUAUGGAGACAAUUUUUCAUUAUCAGUCUGUUGCAUACCCAGCUGUAGUGGGAACAUUCAGAGACAGAAUUUCAUGGGUUGGGAACGUUGCCAAGGGUGAUGCCUCCAUUGCUAUCCAAAACCCGACGAUGAAUGACAAUGGGACGUUCACCUGUGCCGUGAAGAAUCCCCCAGAUGUGCACCACAACAUCCCCCAGACCAAGCUGACAGUCACACACAGGGGCUUUUCUUUCCAGCUAACUUCAGCAGUGUUGCUAUCCAUCUUAGUGUUCCUCCCCUCUGUCAUUGUGGUCAUUCUGCUGCUGGUGAGGAUGGGAAGGAAAUUUGGAGUCCUAAAGCAUAGAAAAAAAUCUGGCUAUAAGAAAUCAUCCAUUGAAGUCUCUGAUGAGCCUGAGCACACUGAGCAGGGCACCUGCCUGGGGAGGAUGGGCACAUGGUGUUUGCAGUGUGUGGACACAGAUGACGAGGAACCGUACUGAUGGAAGGCCAAAGCUGCAGAUGAAGGGAGAAUGUGCAGUAUUGAAAAUCCCUUCCAGAAGGCCACAAGAACCCUGGAUACCCAGUGGCUCUUGGCGCGUUGGGAGAAGAAUUCUGAGAUGGGAGAAUCAACUUUUAUUCAGCCAUAGGAAUGAUGGUUUUAAAAUCUUGUUAUUUAUUGAAAAAAAGCAAGUCUUUUGUAUGCAAAACCCACUUGGCAAUAUCUUAAGGCAGAGGCAGAUAAACCUGAAAUAUAGCUUUCAAUUUAAUGAAACCACAGUGCUUCCAGUUAAACAAGCUCAUUCUCUCCUAACAAUUGACUCAGCACAUUCUCUGGUGUAGAGUUUGUGUCUGUCGGAUUGUUCCCUAUAUCACAUGACUGUCUUCCAGUUUGCUUAAGUUGAAAUUGCCUAAAGCACAGGCUGGUUAGGAGUGAGAGGUAGCGCUUUAAGUAGGUGGUCCUGAGACACAUCUAGCGAAAGUGGCUUGUGUUACACUGGUGCAUCCUUGCUGAAGUGUUACACCAGCAUGACAGGGCUGGAUUUGGCCCACUGGCAAAGGACAUAUCUGAGUGUGGGCUAAAAGGAGUUUGCUGCUUUUUCAUUGCUUGCUGGUAUCAUCUGCCUUAUAAUGAUGGGAUAACCAGCUUGUGCCUCCCAUCCUUUCAGUUAAAGUUUAAAAAAGCUGCCAGCUGCAUUGUAAUGAAACACUGGUAUUAUUUGCUUUGAAUCUUCAUUACCCAGCAGUCUGCGGCACCAGAUAAUUCUGUGCCUAGAAUGAAGUUCUUUGUAAACAAUGAAGUGUGACUCAUUUGUGGCUCUUUCCCCUCUGAUAAUGGCAAAUAGUGGCUAGAGUGCCCCCCGCUCCGUCUGCCUUGGACCGUCAUCUCAGGGCAAUGUCUAGGGGAAAGAACCCUUUGGACUGUAUUGUAAAAACCACCACAUUCCUCCCCUUUUCAUAGGCUCGGACGUUGAGAAAGCAGCUGAACAAACUUCUGCUGAGUGGGCUUCAAAAUGGCAAAAGUGACCAUUAAUAAUGCUGCAGUGUCUGACUCUGUUGUGCUAAGCAGGGCAGACAGCAUCUGCAUGAGCUGAACAUUGAUAGCCGUCACAUGUGUCACAUUGUAUUUUCUCUUCUACAAGUGUUACAGAGCUGAGAGUGGGGGAGAAUGGUGCAGAGAGCUUCCCUGGUCCAUAAAGUGAAAUGCCUCCAUAUGUAGCUGCCUUCAUCAUAGACAGGCCAGGAGGUGUCUAGCGAGUCGUGUGAGGUUCAUGGGCAGAUAGAGGAAACUACCGAGAGGCUCUGAAGUUGCAGAAUGAGGUGAACAGUGCAUCAGUAUAUUAGCAAAUAUUAAAGCACAUUACAGAGGGAGGGCUCAGUGCAUUGCUUGGCUGGGUAAUCACUGAACACUUCAAGGGGUGACUUUUCCUCCACCCAUAGCUCCAACAAUAAAUAUUGUGAGGACAGAGGUGCUAUGCUCAGAGUAUUGUCUCCUGUUUUAGUUCUGACCUGUCUCUGUAGUGAGCAGCGGAGUCCUGUGGGACAAGGAGCAGUGUGGAUAACAUACGAGGCUCUGUAUUCUUAUGUUUCCAGGACAGGCUGAGCAAUACUUACCACUUACUGCCAUCUCAGGAAGUCCAUUUUAUAGCUUCCAUCCAUUGAGGGCUGCAUGGGAUUCCCAGUACAGCUCCCAGACUGACCAACAGAGGCAGGAGUCUUCCUGUGUGCUUCCCCCUCUGCAGGGACUGCACCUCAGAACACAACUCUGAUAUUGCCUUUGCAACUCUUAAGUUUCUGGGUGCCCCUCCCGCUUCUGUGCAAGUCUGGGAGUGUUACCAGAGUUACAGUGUUACAGAGUUGUAUCUUGUCCUAGCCCUCCCUUUGCUGUUCAACUGAAAAGUAGCUUGCCUCAUUCUGGCAGUCGUCCUGUGCCUCUGGUUGCCUGUAAGCCUCAGCAUUUGGUGCCUUCAUUUACACAACAGCAGGCAGGUGUGGAGAUCCCAGUCUCUCGUUAAAUGAGAGUAUUGUCAAGAGCCUUCUCCCACCUGCUAUGACCCGUUGGGCUGGCGUCUGGCAGACUUGCCAUAAUACUCUGCAGCUCAAAACUUGCUGUAACUCCAGGAGUGAGUUUGAACUUUUACAUGUGCAAGUGCUGAAUGGGGAAUUACGAAGCUACCAGCAGGCUGGCCAUCUAACUGCUGCCCCGUGGGCUGCAAGGGGUGGAGUAUUUUUCACCAACGCUCCCCAAUAAGGAAGAGAGAGGAGCGAGGGAAGCAGUGACAUUCAUCACCACUGUCCCACUUGCUUUCUCCAUGUGGCAUUAACUGGCUGAUCCCUUUUGCUGCAGAUGCACUGCUGUGUCGUGGCCAAUAUAGCAUUUUGUUUCAUUCCAGGCCACGUUUUUCUUUCUUUGGCUAGAAACAGGCAGACACAUGGCUGAGUUUGAAGAGGAGCUUGUGAAACUAUCUGGCCUGACUGAUCGCUGUGAGCUUAAGAAAGAUUGAUGGUGAUGAUGGGAAAUAUGCCUAGGAGCAGAUUUAAAUAGGAGAGAGACCACAUACCCCAAUCCCCAUCCACAAACUUUGGCAUGGGUGUCUCAUUGCCAGCAUGGUGCUAUGUGCCCUGUCAAUGGGGUGUAAGCUGUAGUGCCAUAUGAAUCUGACUGUCUAGUCCAGAGGCUGUGUCUUUAAUUGCAACAUGGUAUUCAGGGCCGGCUGCUGGUAGCUGCUUUGACCACAACGCACAAUGAUAAGAAUUUCCCCUUUCCACAGCUAAAGGGUUUUCAUAAGUUUGCACUUACUGGUGACACAGUGACUGUCCAAACCAAAAGUUACUGGCAGGCUAGAGGGAACUGGUUUUAUGGUCUGGGCAGUAGCUAACUGCUCAGUGCUUUGCAGAAAUAACCUCUGGUUUCUACAGAACUUUCAACUCCAAGGGAGGCCAAAGCAUUUACAAACAAUGGCCAAAUCCUGUGCUUGAUUACGCUGGUACAAAGUGAUACUAACUUCCUGAAGCUCAUGGCUUUGCUCUGAAUUUAGAAUGUGUGUCAGAGUACAAUUUGGCUCUUACUUUGUCAGCUAUGUGGAAAUCCAGCUCUGUAUGGAUCACACCAGCAGUGUAACAGCGCCCGUGUAGGGAAAGAAGUGAAGCAGGAUAUAUGCUUGCGACGCAUGGCCAGAAAGGGUUAAACAUCCUGCAAAAUAAAUAACUCAAAAGACAGGUGGGGAGAUAAUGUUUGUGUUUUUGUGUAUUUACAUAUGUGUGAGUAGGGUCAAGAUGUAAUCAACAGUCCCUGUCUAUGCUGUAUUCUGAUAGUUCAGAAGUCAAAAGAACACCCUAUCAUUUAAAUAAAUUGUAAACACAGGAUAUCUCUGUAUUAAUAUCUCUUUGAAAUGUAUAGAAAAUAAUCUGCGAAUGGUGGAGGAACAAGCAAAUGGCCGUAUGUUAAUUCUACAGCUAAGUACUGGUGAUGGACCUCCUUCAAAGUCAUGCUAAUUAUCUUUUGAACUCCAACUUGUCAAAAGACAUGAAAUUGUAUAAAGAUCCUUGGGUCCUGAUUCUGUCAUCUCAGAUCUGCUUAGGCUUCAUCAGGGGAAGUUUGAGGCACAAGAUUGAGGUCCCAAUUAUGCUGGUACGCCCCGAAUAUCAUAUUUUGACAUUGUACUAUAACCUAUGAACUAUUUCUGAAAGAACUCUUUGCAACUACAAAGCUCACCAUCUCUGCUAUGAAUCUGAACCUCAAUGAAUUGAACUCAUGUCUGUAUGCAUAUUGAACUUUUAACUAGAUCUCUCUCGUUUUUUAAUAAAGUUUAGUUUAAUUAAUAA